Molecule: messenger RNA, 1736 nt
Organism: Aspergillus campestris IBT 28561
Lineage: Eukaryota; Fungi; Ascomycota; Eurotiomycetes; Eurotiales; Aspergillaceae
Exons: 3
Coding region: 217-1629 (470 amino acids)
Source: RefSeq, a predicted model, not a curated record
UAUGGAUCGGCAGAAACCUUGAAGAUCAUGUUCCAGGUAAUUCCUCUUUCUGGUCGAGCUCGUGACCUGGUCGAGCCAGGGACACAACGUCAGCGACUGAUAGGGGAUCAACCUUAAAUUAACCCCUUGCCGGCUUGAAUCUAAUCUGAUUGUUUCAGACGAAUUUAGAAAAAAUUAGACAGUCUGAUCUAAGAUCUGAUUUUGCCAAACUACAACAUGGCCGCCCUGACAUUCCGGGCGCUGUUUUUGGCAGCCCUUUUGGCACUCCUGGUGCCCUACUGUUCUGCAUUUCGAUAUAGCAAGUCCGAAUAUGGAUCCGUUGAAUCGUCGGAGGAGCAGGAUAUCUAUUCUGCGGAAGCCGGUCUGAUGGUCGAGGACGAUCAUAGUGAAGCAGGCGAGGACCACGGUGACAUUAAAGUACCAGAUGGUGCUAGGUUCACGUCAUUCAAGGUUAAUGAUCAUGGCCACGAGGAAAUGCCAGGAUUCAUCAAUGAGGAUAUAGAAAACGAGGACAUCGAGCACCUCUUUAUUGUUCUCCACGGGAGGCUCAGGAAUGGAAACACCUACUGGAAGACGAUGCACGACUCCGUCACCAAGGCCAGAAAGGAUGACUUCCCCGGAUCAGAGCGCAAAGUCGCAGUCCUCACGCCGCAGUUCUUCUCGAAGAAGUACAACUCUGGCCAGUACACGGACGUCCAGCUGGCGUGGGACGAUCUGAACGCGUGGCAGCCAGGUGGCAAGGCCAACCAUCCCGCCAACACAACCCUUACCUCCUUUGACGUCCUGGACGGCCUCGUCAAGCUCCACUCCGACAAGGACAAGUACCCGAACCUGACCAACGUCACCGUCAUUGGCCACGGUGGCGGCGGCCAGCUCGCCCAGCGGUACUCGGCCGUGGGUAACGACCCCCCUGAAAAUGUGCACGUUCGGUACAUCCACGGCGACCCGUCCUCGUGCAUGUACUUCACCCCCGACCGACCCAUCCUCUCAGACAACUCAACCUCGAAGGACUCCUGCACGUCCUUCAACACCUGGCGAUACGGCUUCGACGGCUUCCCCGCCCGGGAAGGCAAGCACAUGACGCCCAAGGACUACUUCAAACAGUACCUCAGCCGUGAUAUCGUCUCAAUCGUGGGGAUGCAGGACACAGGCAGUGCCGGCGAUACGAGCUGCAUGGGGAAGCUCCAAGGCGGCAAGAACCGACGCACCCGCAACUUGAUCUGGUUCCGAUAUAUCAACACGCUCGCGCGCACGGACGAAGACCUGGAAGGCUUCCCUGGUGAAUAUGGAGAUCUCCCUGACUGGAGCGACGUGGUGGGUGGAAAGAGCCAGCUGCGACUCGUUGCUGUCCCGGGCGUGGCUCAUAACGCGAAGAAGCUCUUCCACGGUGAUCUCGGGCGGGGAGCGCUCUUCUCCGAUGGUGACGUCGAUCCAGGCUGGCGCCCCAAGAACAACGGCAGCAGCAGUGGUAGCAGCAGUGGUAGCAGCAGCGGCAGCAGCAGCGGCGACAGCAGCAAGCGUAGCCCGUCUCCCGAUGAGAAUUCGAGUGCUGCUGCACAUGCGCUUGGACGUCCUGAGUUGGGCGUGCUCUUCACUGGGUUAUUAGGUCUGGCUCUUGCUCUUUACUGAGCGGGAGGCUAGAUUCUGUAUCCUUCUCUCAUUGCCCUACCUAACCAUCUUGAUAUCCCUAGAAUUAUACCAUUCCAUGCAAUAGAGAAUUUUGUUUAUUUAUUUGA